AUGUCUGGUCUUAUGCGGACAUCAUCUAGGUCCGAAAGCGAGAAUCACUUUUUUGGCAAGAUUAGCAAUCCAAAGUGCACGUUGGUUGAAUUUCUUAGCCACUUCGAUACAGCUAUCGAAGCGCAAAGACACGCGCAUCGAAAAAACGAUCAUGACACUCGAUACACCAACCCUGCGGAGUGGAGUGAUUUUGUUCUCGAGAAGCAAGUAUUUCAGAAAUAUACGAGAACUAUAUUUUUUGAUGUUCAACUUGAGAUUCAACAUGCUAUUCAUCGUUGUACUAAUGUCAGAUUAGAUCAUGUCGGUGAUUUCAUUAAGUUUUUUAUAAAGGAUCUCGAUCAGCCAUGUUCUUCGUUCUUUGAGGUUAUGAUACGCGAGGAGGAUGUUACUGUUAAGUGUAACUGCAACAGGUUUGAGCAGUUUGGAUUGUUGUGUAGUCACAUUUUUUGUGUGUUACGGAUUCUUGAUGUAAGGGAGUUUCCGAAACAAUAUAUAUUGAGGCGUUGGACGCGUGAAGCUAUUCCAAAUAGUUCCCCCGGGUCCAUUCUUACGGAUGGUGGAGAUCCAGAUCGUAGUGAGGAGGUUAACCUUUGUGUUCGUGAGAUUAGUCACGCAACUGAGUAUGUUGUAAACAAGUUGAUUUCAGAAUUUGAUCAGUUGUGUAAUUUUCGUGAUCAUAUCAAGCAGUUUAUGUCAGUCGCUGAUGAAGCUCAGAUAAAUCCACCUCCUAAGACACGACGUAAUCGAUUUGUUGAACUGCUGGGAGUUGCUCCAGAGAGCACGGCCACUAUCUGUGUUCUAGUUGGUACUACGUUCAAGGGUUGUGGUUUUCAUAAACGCCUCAAAUCUCAAAAGGAGCGAGCCAUAAGUCAGUUUGGAAGCGCUUCGCGGAAUGCUGAAGGUAAUGACGCUACAAUUGGUGAAGGUGACCAUGCGACAGUUGUAGAAGGUGAUGGUCCUGAAUCAAACGAUGCGGAUGAUGUGUUUUACACAUCUGGAAAUGAUGCAGAUAUGGAUGAUGAAGACAUGGCAGAGUAG
Messenger RNA from Helianthus annuus (common sunflower), 1038 nucleotides. Its product is annotated as protein FAR-RED IMPAIRED RESPONSE 1-like. The transcript has 3 exons. Gene Ontology annotation, biological process: regulation of DNA-templated transcription. Gene Ontology annotation, molecular function: zinc ion binding. The record is from RefSeq and is a predicted model, not a curated record. Lineage: Eukaryota; Viridiplantae; Streptophyta; Magnoliopsida; Asterales; Asteraceae. The coding region runs from base 1 to 1038 and encodes 345 amino acids.